This is a messenger RNA of Xyrichtys novacula (pearly razorfish), 5992 nucleotides long. The record is from the annotation of a GenBank genome assembly. NCBI's taxonomy places the organism in Eukaryota, Metazoa, Chordata, Actinopteri, Labriformes, Labridae.
CUUGAAUAAAUUAGUUUAAACUCAGGGCCCACUUCAGCUUUUAUAUUGUUAACCAUUUCUUGCUCAUGUUUGUAAGGAAUCACCAUAGUGCUAUCUGCUCCAUCUGAGCUGCAGCACUCUAAUGUGGACAAACACCAGGGGAGGAUUUGUGUUACAGUAUGGACACACACUCUUCAUGGAAUGACACAAGCUCGCACAAUGAGAUUCUUAUGGAUACCAUGUUUUCCAUCUUCAACUGCACAGUCUUAACGCUGACUUUAAUCGUGGGUUUACCGGGGAAUUUGUGGAUUUGUUGGGUUGUUUUCAGGACAAAGAGUUUGCAGACGUGCAACAACGCGCUGCUGGUCAGUUUGGCAGCCAGUGAUCUGCUCAAGUGCUCAGUGGACACCCCGCUGCUCCUCUUCUCCUUCCUCCGCUACGGUAAGGACAGCCAGGUGUCUGUGUCUGUGUGCACCUUGCAGCAGUUCACCUACGCGCUGUGCAGCUGCGUCCAGCUCCUCACGCUGGUCAGCAUCAGCGUGGAGCGUUUCCAAGCCAUCGCGUUUCCUUUCCAAACUGAGGGGAGAAGAGCGAGGGUUCGAGUGUGGAUCCUCUCCAUCUGGGCAUGCGGUCUCAUACUGGCUGUCAUCUCUUUGGCUCUAUCCAAAAAAGCGCUUCUUUACAUGCUGUGUCGUCCACACGUUGGUGUUUCCAAGGACGAGCCUUUUCCAUACAGAGAUCCAUUCGGACCCUGCGUCCUGGUGCCGGUUUGGGGUCUAUCAAUAACUGUGAUAGUUAUCUACUAUGUGAGGAUAUUCAAAGUUGUAAGGCAGCACCGGAAGAAAGUUUUCAGUCGUGGAGUCCAACUGAGGCCCACGGUAUCGGAGCACGCGUGGGGAGCUUCAGCACCGCGAACAGCUCCGCCGGCCUCCUUCAAGUCUCUUGCCGCUGUGGGCUCCUGCUCCCCACUACCUUCCCACCGGACUGUGCUUUUGGUGGCCCAAGCCAGCGCUCCCUGUGCGGGCCCGUCUCCAGGGGUUAACUCGGAGAGACCUCCGGAGAUAGUGGGUGCAGUGUGUCUCCUUACACCAGGAGCCAAGGAGCGAGGGAAGAAACAGAUGGAGGGGAAACUGGCCAAGCGUUUUGGAUACAUAAUCAUUGCUUUCACGCUUUUCUGGGUGCCGAUGGUGGUUUUCCUGCUGAUGAACGUCAUCUCGUGGCAGGAUACGGACAAAGUGAGUUUAACUUUUCUUCUUUUUUGCCAGACUAAGGCUGUUUAUCUCAAAUACAGAUAAUAUAAACAUAAAAUACUAAAAUCUGUCGGUCCUGCAGGGGCGUGUCCAGACUUUUUAGACUGAGGUGGCCCAACUGCAGAACUGUCUCAUGCCUAGUUAGGAUUUGAUUGCCAGUAAAUUAAUUCGUGACAUUUCAAAGCUAUAGUGUACUAGAAGCACGUAGAAACAAAAUAGAUGGCCACAUACAAGAACAAAACAUUCUUUGAACACAUGUCCACUUCUCUGACCAGGCAAAUAUCCUACUAGUUUGAGGUGGCCAAUCAGAUUUUCAGAAGGGGGCUUAUGUCACAUCAGCCCAUCCUGCAAUCCAGGAAUAGACGUCAUGUAUAGAGUGUUUUACUGUUUGUAUAUCUACAUAGGAACUGGUGUACUUACAUAGAGGCUGUCAUUUAGCACUGCCAUGUUUCUAAAGUAGCGCACACCUGAUAAAUUAGUUACAUAUGUGUUUUUAUACUCAGAGGGCGACCACGCUAAACACACUAGUUGGAAGAUGACCAAGACAUUGUUUGUAAUUUUGCACAUAAGAAUUCAUAUCAACAGAUGUUUAUGUUGGUAAAAACUUGACAAAUAGAGGAUCAGUAGUGCGUAUCAUGAUUCACAGAAGCUUCUUGUCCUCAAAGGUCAAUGUGAUUUCACCAGGGGGAGGGGUGAGCAAGGGGGCACUACAAUAAAUCUGGAAUCUGACUAUUAGAUAUGGCUAAUUACUUCAAGUUUAUGAUACUGUAGCUUUAUUUUUUCAGGUCGAAACACUUAAAACUGCAUAAUUUAGUGUGACGUAAGACAGCCUAGCUUGGCACAUAAAAUUAUCGAUUUUAGCACUGCAGUUGAUGAUUACCCGGGAUUUCCACCGCAUCCGGAACGGCUCUGAUCCGGAACAUACGCCAAUUCCGACCGGGUCCGUUUGUGAGGCGAAUUUUGUGGCGGAUUACACACAGCAGGAAUCGCAAGAACUCACAAGAACCUGCGGAUUCAUGCGCAAUCACGUGAUAACAAGUUGUCUUUAGCCACAUACGCUAACCGUAUAACCAUAUGGACUUAUAAAAUCAGCAUGUCCUCAUCCAUGGUGUCAUUGGGGUGAAAUGCUGUCUAAAAACCUUUCACUUGUUCAUCUCCACCUGUUUGCACGGUGUGAAAUACGAUCCACCUGAAACACGGAGUGUUUUAUUUUGAAAAGAAGCCGGAUGUUUUAUUUUGUGUCUGUGCCCGACUUCCUUUCCAGGUUAAUGUGUGCUGAAUUUAUCCGGCAUGCUCCGGCGUCCGGAAAAAGAAAAAAAAAAACUCUUGCGAUCAGCUGCGGGGUCCGGUGAUCCGCAGCAGAAACGAAUGAAGCUGGUGGAAAUUGACAUUUCAUAGCCAUUCCGGAUGCGGUGGAAAUUAGUUUUUACAUUAAAUGUCUCUUGUGUAUCUGCAAAGCUAUGAUGGGUAUUUCUAACUGUUUUCUACUGUUUUAAUACCUUGCAAGGGGGUCUUUCAAAUAUAAAUUUACCAUUUAACUGCAAAAACUGUAUAUAUGCUGCAGCAUUUUUUGGACAAGUAUUCUUUCUGCACUCUUUAACCUCUCUCUCAUUGCCCCUACAGUUGCUGAUGGAGCUCGAGACGUCUGCGAUGGUGCUGACCUGUGUGCAGGCUGCCGUGGAUCCACUCAUCUACACUUUAGUCACAAGACAGUUUCGCUCUGAACUCAGCAAGAUCCUCUCCGCCAUCCCAGGGUGCCCCUUAAAAUUGAGAGCAUGAAGGUUCACUGCUCAAAACAUUUGGGUCACAAGAACUGCUCUUUGUGGAGUAGAAAAUACCACUUAAGCCACAACGACUUCACACAACAGAGUGAUUCAGAGACGGGUGAAGAAGAGAGCCCACAGCUUGUGUAUUUGUGGCAGAUAUAGAUGUUUUAUCAGGCGUUUCACAGUCGGGACACAAGACAAGGUCAUAAAUAAUAUCCAACACCUGACAAGAUACGCACAGCAGUAGUCUGAACAACGACAGGUGGCAUAGGAGGGCAAAGCAAAGAUUGAGAGGAAAACUGACUGAGCCCAGAAAGAAGACAAUCAAAGAAGAGUACAUAACAGAGAGAGAGAGAGAGCUAGAGAGAGAGAGAGAAAGAGAGAGAAACACAAUCACAGACCUCUGCUUUUGUUGUUUGUAAAUCAAAUGUGAUCCUUUGACAUUUUGAGCUGAGAGUUUCUUACGUAAUAACCCAGGCUGUCAUUUUAAAGUGCAGCUGACAUAAAAAACCUGUCUUGGAAAAAAAAAGGUAGCGGUAAAUAAAACACGUUUCAUUUCUAUCUCAGCAACAAAUAAUACAGGAACCUCACCUCUGCCUUUUACCUACAUUACACUCUUGUUGUAGUAGAUAAUAGAUGUUGAGUGUCGGACUUGAUGCUGUGAAUAUGGAGUCAUUGUCUUCAACCUUUACCUUUUAAAGAGAAUUGAAAAAGCCAGCCUGUGCUUGUCUUCUUUUUUUUCCACUCUGGGUAAAUUUGCACACAGCUUGGCUAAACGCUAAAACUGGAUCUAGGCAGCUGUAGUCAUUGUGUACAGUAUUAAAAUAUCAGCAACAGUACUAGGUCACUGCUAAGAAUAUCAGAGAUUAAACAGAUCCAGUUUGAGUAUUUUUUGUUUUGUGUCAAAGUCAGAGGGAACUAAAGCACAACAGAGGGGUCUAAGGGGUCUUGUGUAAUGAUGCACUGAUAUGGUACAAAUUAUGCUGAAUAUAUUUCCACUUGUUUCGCUUCUGCAGUGAUGAUAUGAGUUUUUUUUUCGUAAGUUUUAGUACAAAUACAUUUGUAAAACUGGUUAAGCUUUUCCUUACCUUCAUCUCAAGGUAACUGAAGACUUCUCUAGAAAAAACAUGAUACAUUUUGCUGCUAGUUUGCUUCAAAUACAAUCUAAUUUUACAACAGCUACAUAUGCGCGGACAUAAUAUUCGACCAAUUCAUGUAUUGCUUCUGAAAUAUGCUCCUGACUGACAUGGACAGAAUGCUGAAAGAUCGGGCGCAUCUGUAGCCCUGUCUGUGUGCUCUUGAUCAACAUUUGACUUCGUCUAUGCAGAGCAGAAAUGGGUGCUUAGCCUGUUAACCAGCAGUGGUCUCAUCCACCUACAGACAUAUCUAUGUGUCUGUGGAGCUGCUGGAUGACAUUCAGGUUGAAGAAGGCCAACAGAGAGGCAUCAGCUGGCAGGUCAGCAGAGCUAAAAAGGUCAGCAUCCAUAGUUAGAAAGGUCAACUGUGAAAGGACUUGAUGAUAAGCAGUACUACAGUUACUUGUAAGGGCAGACUGAGUUACAUGUGUUUUUAAGUGACAGAGAUCUGUGGAUUGCUCAGCCAGGGUCCUCCAUGUCUCUGGUGUCACCAUUACGACAGACUUUCCCCCCGCUUCGAGAAGAUAAAGGAAAUGAAAUUAUCUGAAACACCAAGGAGGACAAAAAGUACAAACAUCAAGUUUCCUAUCCACAUAGAGUACACAUACCCAACAACUUUGAAAAAAUGCCCGCUGAGAUCAGGGAGAAGAAGAAAAAACAUUGACGCCUAUAAAGACUACUGAAAGCAUACUGUUGUUCACACAGGAGGUAGGGAUACAACAGGACAACAACAAGAAAGAGAGAGAAAGAGAAAGAGAGAAAGAAGAGUGAGAGAGAAAGACAGACUGAGGGAAAGAGAACGAGAAGACAGUUUCACUGGUUCUGCCAAACGAUGGUCAAAUAUUACAAAAUAUUCUAUUAACAAUAUUCACAAAGAACCCAGGUCCAGGACUUAUUUGUGUCAGAAAUUCUCAGCAAAUGCCUUGUGCUUUUAACUGUGGUGGUUUGAAUUGAAAUUUUUUUCUUCUUUUUUUAGUUUCUUUGUUAAAUAACUGAGUUAUUUGAGGUCUAGGCUGCAGCAGCCGUAAAAAGGAAAGAAAACAAGGAGAGGGGGAAUUCAGGAAAACACAAAAACAGAUCAAUCUCUUUUUACUCCAUGAAAACAGGCACGUGUUGUGUAAAAGGCUUUGUAGCUGAGAAUUUCUGGCACAAAAGCGUUCCCUAAACCCUUCAGAGUGGCAGCUAGUCAAAUAUACCGUAUACUGAGCCAUAGAGACUUCCAGAAGAAUUGAAACACAGGAUUUCAAUUAACUGAGACACACACACACACACUCCUAACACUCUCUCUCACACACACAGGCUCAUACCUUCUACCGAAUACAUCACAAGUCCUCUAGCUAGCAAAAAUUCACAUAAACUCAUUCACAAAUUGGAAACUUGUUGUCACAGACUUGUCAAUCAUAUUUCAUCUUUUAAAGAGUUUUUCGCUCAAGUGGAGAAUCGUUGGACCUGGAAAAGACUGAUGGAUUAUUCAUCUAUCAACAGGUGAGUGGACCAAAAUGAUAAAACCACAGAUUGAAAUUAUGUGUGGGGAAAAAAGUUUUGAAAUACAUGAGUUUUUUUCCUGUAUGCUUCCUGCUAAAAACAGUCAAACUGAAGCGAAAAUCAUAAAAAGGUGCUUUGUGCACAGUGACACAUGACUUACUUCAGGAGGAGUCUCUCCCAUCUCCUCAUCUAGAACGACUCUCUACACAUUCCCCACUCCCCCGCGCACACACACACACUCUUCACACACACACAUUCGCGCACACAGGCAUGCCAAACACCCACUAAUGUGAAUAUACUGUGUCUAAAAGCCAUCCUCGGUCUGCAGAAGGAGUCCAUGUCAUUACAGUACAUGACCAGCAGAGGGCAGGCUCCA